This is a messenger RNA of Chara braunii, 1449 nucleotides long. The record is from the annotation of a GenBank genome assembly. Lineage: Eukaryota; Viridiplantae; Streptophyta; Charophyceae; Charales; Characeae.
CCGUAACCCGGUUGUGCACGUGUCACCAUGGUGGAGACCCGUAGUGGGACGAGCACUAGCCCCUACACCCAGGAACAGCAAGAGAAGAUGGCCGCCUUAGUGAGAGAAAACAAGGAGAGGAAAGAGCUCCUGAAACAGGCGAAGUUAAAGACUAUCGCAGAGGAGCAGGCGACGAAGAUGAAGAAACUGGAGGAGGAGAUGAAGAGAGUACAGCAGGAGGAGGAAGAGAGGAGAAAGGCUGCCGACGAGGAAGCAGCAGCAGAAGAAGAAAAAGAGAGAAUGCGUAUUGAAAGUAGAGAGGGGAGUAGUGGCACGAAGAAGGACGAAGACUGUUGUGAGGGUGCCAUUGAGGGCGCCAAAGUAAUAACCGCUGCCGAGGGCAAGGCCAGACCUCGCAAAGAACCAGUCAAACUUAAAUUCCCCGAUGCUCAUGGUGGGAAAUCUGACGAGAACUUCGAUAACUGGGAGGCUAGCAUAAACAGCUACAUUUACUUACAGCACAUCGUACAGUACGAUCAAGUCCUGGUAGCCUUCCAGGCCCUCGAGGACGAAGCGGCUAGUUUUGCUAGGUCCCUCGCGCGGGUGGCCGGUUGUGAAAACAACAUGGUCGCCUAUUCCAAGGUUACCCCUCUCCCUCAAUUCUUCAAGCUCCUUAGGGAGCGAUUCGCUGAUCUUCGCAGAGGCGUUAGAGCCUCUGACAAGCUCCAAACUAUCCACUCACGGCAGUGGAGGAGUGCCAAGGCACUCAAGGCAGUAAUACACGACCUGGUGGCCGUCACGGACCAUGGGGUGAUUGAGUCCCAAUUGGUCCAGCUAUUUUAUCGUGCCAUGCCAGAGCCCCUGCGUGGGCACUUCUUUGACAAGUCCCAACAACCCACCAUGACGUACGAUGCGCUCAGUAGAGAGGUGAUGCUGUUUGAGGCCAAGUCCAUGCCAGUUACCACUUUCUGGCAUAAGGACCUGGACAAGGGAAAGAAGUGGAAAGGUCGUACCAUAUCUGGCCAAGUCAGGGUCAAGGAUCACAUGAUCCUUACCGUAGAGGAAGGUGGUAUAGAUGAGGUCCCAUACAGGAGGACAGUAGCGUGGGGCAGGGGAGGUCCUAUGCUGCUGUCGCCGCUGGAGGGAGGCCGCAAAGUAGAGGAGGAGGCCGAGGCCAAAGGGGCCAGGCCAUGGGAGGCCGAGGACCGGGCGCACAAGGGGUUGGCGGACAAGGGAACCGCCAAGUGGGAGGUAGGGGUCAAGGUCCCCCGCCAAAUCGCCAAAGUUCUUAGCGGUCCCCACAGCGACGAGGUGGAAGGGCACCUCAAGGAGGAUGGCACCCAGGCUUGCCACAGGGCAGGCCUUGGGAGGAUUUGGGCUUGGACCAGCGUAUAUGGCAAGAACGCGUGAACUUGGGUGAGUGCGUGUUUUGUGGUGCCCCGACCCACGUAAUCAAAUUUUGUCCUCAGU